CAAAGUUGACUCAUUCCUAUUUAGCAAAGCGAGGUAAAUAUAGUCUUUUUUUUAUAACGAGGAUUUAUUAUUCCUUUCAUGUACUGACUAUUGUAUAGGAGAUCAUUGAUUACCUGCUCUGUAUUGGCACAAAGCACACAGAGGUGCAGCAGCGUCCAGUGAAGCCUAACUACCUGGUAGAAAGGAAGGGACUGUCUGCGUGAAACAAGCAGGGUAGGAAAAGUUGACUUACCUGUAACCCAGGUUCUGGCAUCCCUCACCAACUCUGCCUCACUCUAGUAGUACCUGCUCCGACUUGAAAGUCCAGUUUCACAAGGAAGAAUCGUGGAGGAAGAAAAAUAUGUCACAGGAGACGGACAAUAAGCGGCUGGUGGUGGUGGUACCCAAUGAGACGUCCUUCCAAGGGCGGCGUGCAUACACCAGCGAGGAUGAGGCAUGGCGGUCCUACUUGGAGAACCCUCUGACUGCAGCCACUAAGGCCAUGAUGAGCAUCAAUGGAGACGAAGACUCUGCUGCAGCCCUGGGACUGCUCUACGACUAUUACAAGGUUCCUAAAGAAAAGAGACUGUUGCCCAUCGCCAAAGUGGUUGAGAUUUCAGAGGAGCAGGAAAAGAGGGGAGGCUCGGGGACCAGCAUCAACGGCCAGCAGGGUGACAACAUAGAGAUGGUGGACAACCGAGUCCAGGUGCUGAAGUCUGUCCCAGUCAACCUGUCCCUCAACACUGACCACCUGGACAAGAGAGUCAACAUGUCUCUCAACACUGACCACCUGGACAAGAGGGAGGAGUAUGGGGCGGGGACGGGUGAUGGACCUGGGGCUAUUGCCUUGGUGAAGGCAGAGAUGUAUGCCCCGGUGUUCAUGGGCCCUGGGGUUGGGACGGGGGUGCACUACCGAGUAGAGGGCGAGGAGCAGGAGUCAAGGGUCGUCUAUGAACAGAUGAGUCCGUAUGUAUCCGAUGUGUCAAUAGUUAGUCACGGAGGAUUCGUUAAGGAGGACCAGCGCAGCACGCCUGAUGACAGCCCGUAUGAAGAGGAGAGCGAUGUGAAAUACCACACACCCAAGUCUAUAGCACAGGAAGAGUUUAUCUUCGACCAACAAGUAGUGGAUACGUUUCAGUACAAGCUGGAAGCCACCAGAUCACUGCGUGUGAAGCAGGGGGAGGGGCCCAUGACGUACCUGAACAAGGGCCAGUUCUACGCUGUGACGCUCAGCGAGCUGGGAGCUAACAAACGCCUGAGACAUCCAAUCAGCAAAGUCAGGAGUGUCAUCAUGGUGGUGUUCAGUGAAGACAAGAACAGAGACGAACAGCUGAAGUACUGGAAGUACUGGCACUCCCGCCAACACACUGCUAAACAGAGAGUACUAGACAUAGCGGACUAUAAGGAGAGCUUCAACACCAUCGGUAACAUUGAGGAGAUAGCCUACAACGCUGUCUCCUUCACCUGGGAUGUGAACGAAGAGGCCAAGAUCUUUAUCACAGUGAACUGUCUAAGUACAGACUUCUCGUCUCAGAAGGGGGUGAAGGGUCUUCCUCUGAUGAUCCAGAUUGACACAUACAGUUACAACAACCGCAGCAACAAGCCACUCCACAGAGCCUACUCUCAGAUCAAGGUCUUCUGUGACAAGGGAGCUGAGAGGAAGAUCAGAGAUGAGGAAAGGAAACAGAACCGCAGGAAGACUAAAGGGAAGGAUGGAGGACUAGGGGUGAUAACUCUCCCUAAGAAGCCUGACACCACCUACUUCAAGACCAUGACUGACCUGGAGGCCCAGCCUGUACUCUUCAUCCCUGAUGUCCACUUUGGAAACCUGCAGAGGGCUGGACAGGUAUUUGCCUUUAACACAGAAGAGAUUGAGAGAGGAGGGAGUGUGUUGGUUAAGAGGAUGUUCAGACCGUCAGAGGAUGACCUCUCACCUCCUUCCCACAAACAGAUCAAAGAGGAAACACACAAGAGAGUCCUGCUGUAUGUGAGGAAGGAGUCGGAUGAGGUGUUUGAUGCUCUGAUGCUCAAGUCUCCAACCCUGAGAGGCCUGAUGGAAGCAAUAUCAGAGAAGUAUGGAGUUCCCACUGAGAGGAUAGCCAAGAUCUACAAGAAAAGCAAAAAAGGGAUCCUGGUGAACAUGGACGACAACAUCAUAGAGCAUUACUCUAAUGAAGACACCUUCAUCCUGAGCAUAGAGAGCUACGCUGACGCCUACAAGGUGACACUCACCGAAAUAUGAUGUCUGAAGGACGGGGGGGGGACAGUCUGAAGGCCGGGGGGGACAGUACAGGAGGACAGGACAGUACAGGAGGACAGGACAGUACAGGAGGACUGAGUGUAGGGUCGGGGGGACAGGACAGUACAGGAGGACUGAGUGUAGGGUCGGGGGGACAGGACAGUACAGGAGGACUGAGUGUGGGGCCGAUGAGGGACCGGGACCAGAAGCACCGGUUCCAAUACAAGCGCCAAUGCCGUUUAGCAAACUCCAGGCGUUUACAUUUGUUGGAUGACAUGAAAAUAGAGCUCUUUGGCCAGACUUCAAAAUGAGAAUGUAUGAGCAGAAAAUAACCUCAUACCUACUGGAAAGUAUGGUGGUGGAUCUUUGAUAUUUAGGGACUAUUUACCUUCCACUGGUCCUGGAGCCCUUGUUAAGGUCAACAGCAUCAUGAACUUUACCCAGUACAAGGACAUUUUAGCCAAAAAACCUGAUUGCCUCUGUCAGGAGGCUGAAACUUGGCCGCAAGAGGAUCUUCCAGCAAGACAAAAACCUCAAGGUCACAAAAUACACAAAGAAAUGGUUAAUUGGCCUCAAAAUCAGCAGCAAUGGACAUCUUUGUCUCCAGACUUGGAACCCACUGAAAACCUGUGGUUUGAUUUGAAGGGGGCCGUCCAUACACCCAGUCAAACGAUAUCAAGGAUCUGGAAGGAUUCUCUAAAGAGGAAUGGUCUCAGAUCCCUCCCAAUGUGUUCUCCAACAUAAAACAUUUUAGAAAAAGGCUCAGGGCCGUUAUCCUCACAAGGCGAGGUAUUGAACGCAAGCUCUAGCCAUAGGUGACAUACAGAC
Molecule: messenger RNA, 3046 nt
Organism: Oncorhynchus keta (chum salmon)
Lineage: Eukaryota; Metazoa; Chordata; Actinopteri; Salmoniformes; Salmonidae
Gene: grhl2b
Product: grainyhead-like transcription factor 2b
Exons: 16
Coding region: 341-2221 (626 amino acids)
Biological process (GO): regulation of transcription by RNA polymerase II; brain development; neural tube development
Cellular component (GO): nucleus
Molecular function (GO): DNA-binding transcription activator activity, RNA polymerase II-specific; RNA polymerase II cis-regulatory region sequence-specific DNA binding
Source: RefSeq, a predicted model, not a curated record